This is a messenger RNA of Triplophysa dalaica, 6366 nucleotides long. RefSeq names its product leucine rich adaptor protein 1 (gene lurap1). The transcript is spliced from 3 exons. Lineage: Eukaryota; Metazoa; Chordata; Actinopteri; Cypriniformes; Nemacheilidae. The record is from RefSeq and is a predicted model, not a curated record. Bases 330 to 1241 code for a protein of 303 amino acids. Gene Ontology annotation, biological process: positive regulation of canonical NF-kappaB signal transduction; positive regulation of cytokine production.
UAGCCUUGCUGUCAUGCAGGUGGAAUUCAGUUCAGCAGCAGUAUGAUUCAAGCACAUCAGGACAUAACCUUCCGCCCGACCAAACCUCCUGUCAAGACCUGACUUCAUCUAUUAUUCAAGUGAAUGCAGUCAUGGCAUCCUUAGCACAACCGUGGAGUUAAAACUGCGUGUAGACGGAAAACCUUAUAAACGACGAAUCUCGGAAGAGACGCGCAUCAUGCUCAGGUGCUCUGAUUUUCACAGUAAAGGAGAUAUCACAGCCUGCAUUUGGGAAAGAAAACAUUGGCGUGAACGUUUCAGACAUUAAUAAGGAGAUCCUUUUUAUAAUCAUGGAGGAAAGCAAUACAUGUGACUCAGUCCCAGAUUUGAAGGACCUGGAGGUGAAAGUUGGGAGAAAGACCCCAGAGGGACUCCUCAAGUGGAUGAGAGAGGACCACAAAACUCUCUCUCAUCAUCAGACUGAAAACAAUGAAACGGAGAAAAAGGGCUUGGACGAGAAGAUCCGAAAACUUAAGAUGGAAAUGGCUCAUCUACGAGCGGCAGAUGUCAAGAUCCUAAACCAGUUGAUAGCAUUACACGAGGGCAUUGAGGCGGUAAAAUGGCUUCUGGAGGAACGCGGCGCCCUCACCAGCCGCUGUAGCAGUCUGACCAGCAGCCAGUAUAGCUUGGGGGAGGGUCCCGACACAUCUUGGAGGGGCAGCUGGAGCAGCCUGCAGGACCCCAAUGAUAAAUUAGACAACAUUUCCAUUGGCAGCUAUUUAGACACGUUAGCCGAUGAUCUGGAUGAGCACUGCCCCUCCAGCGGCACUGAUUCGAUACUCUGUGGUACUCCAAUUGGGACAGAGGUCUCCAGAGGUCCCGGAGGAGGGAUGAGCGGAGCCACUGGAUCCAGUACAAGAUCUCAACAAGUCAGUUCCAAUGCUUCUAAAGAAGAUGCUCAGGUUUGGAAGGCGGCGUCUGAGACGGGAAGACCACACCCUUCUGUCAAAAAAGACACUAAUAAUGCAAAGGCCAACAAAACCAAUGGAAUCCUGGACAAAGCAGUGAAGAAAAUUGUUGGCACAGACUCACCCAGAGCCUGUUUGGCUGAGAAGCUGGGGAAGAAUCUAAGCCCUAAGAUGAAACCGUACAAGAAUGGCAAGGUCGAGCCGGAGACCUGCAAAAUGAAUGGCAAAGUUCAGCUGGAGUAUGAUGCGCACUGGCGUUGGGUGCAGUCCCAGGAUGAUGUCACAUUUUUGUAAUGAUGUACAGUAUUAUCAAACCAGAUUUGUUGGGUUUGACCUGGUGUUGUUCUUUGCUCAACACUGAGCUGGUGUUUAAAAAAAAAACAUGUUUUUUUAUUACAUCAACCUCAAUCUCUUUAAAGGGAUAGUUCACCCCAAAAUGAAAAUUCUGUCAUGAAUUACUCACCCUCAAGUUGUUCCAAUCCUGUAUACAUUUCUUUGUUCGGCUGAACACAGAGAAUGAUAUUUGAAAAAAAUGUUAGGAAAAACUUAAGUGUUAGUCAGAGGUGCCCUAGAACAGUUUACCUUCCCAAAUUCCUCAAAAUAACAGAACGGAAAAUGACAGUAAUUUUUACUACCAUGGUGGUCAAUGGUGCCCUAAAACUGUCUGUUGCUAACAUCCAAAUAUCUUUCUUUGUGUUCAACCGUAAAAAGAAAUGUGUACAGGUUUGGAACAAACAGAGGGUGAGUAAUUCAUGACAGAAAUUUCAUUUUCAGGUGAACUAUUCCUUUAAAAUCACAUAUUUAACUUUGAGAAACAAAAAGAAGCUGCAACUUGUUACAACAAAAGACUGUGGUCAAUGUUGAAGAAUCCAGAAUUUAUUUCCUUAAAUUGUGUAGAUGUUUGGGUUUAGAUGUGUAUUUUUAUUCGUGAAACAUAAUCUUUUCUGAAAUCUAAACAAUUUUAGCACAAGUAUUUAUUAAUGAGUCACAUUGUCUUUACCAAAUCAGUAGUUUAUUGCGUUCUUCAUUAAUUUUUCUUUGUUUUUGCUUUAUUCCUGUCAGAUAUAUUUCUAUUUUAAGCCUGUCUGAGAUAUAAAGCUGUUAAAGUCUUCAAAAACUUUAAAGUUAACAAAAAUAUUGAGAUUCAUCACAGCAAUGAUGCAGUUAUAUUUUCCCCAAAAUAUCAGAGUGGACCAAAGCUUUAGCUAAAACAAUCCAAGAGGUUAAAAAAACACAGCUUAUUUUAUUACUUUGUAGAUAGAAUAUGUUUUUUAUCCUGUUGCCUACCAUUUUGUCCUUGCUGGUUAUUACAACAAUGGACAAAAUGAAGUGUAGCACUUUCUCUACUCAAACAGGAGGGAAUGUUUAAAUCAUACCCUGUUUUACUACCAAAGUAUUAAAUUUCUCUGCAUUGACAUUUCAGAAUGGGUUUCUUUGAGUUAACAUCUAAAGGUCAAAGAACAAACCCAUUCGGAAUACCUCGCAUGUUCCCAUCUGUUACAAUGUCACCCUUUUAAAGGCAGAGUUCAAAAUUAUCAACACCCUUGAGUUGCCUUUGACAAUUACUUAUACAAUCACAUUACUUGUUUGAAAAAUAUGUUUAUAUGAAAACUGCUUGUUUAUUUGUCUGUCAGAAUGCUUAUGUAACAAAUCAGUUAAAAUGCUGUAAUAUAAAUCUUAUGUAAAUCAGGUCAUCCAGAUCAUUUACUGACAACAGAGUCUCAUGAAAAUUCAUAACUAUUUAACUUUUUAUCAAAUUGGUUGUAAUUCAUAUUUUGUGUGAGUUUGUACGAUCACAUAUGUACAUUUUUGGGUGGACCUUUGCGCUUUUCCUUAAAAUCGUGUACAAUUCACAUCCUUCAAAUUCAUAGGAACUUGAGACCUGAAAUAGUUAUGUUUUCCCUUGAGAUCAGUUCGGUUUUGUGAAAGAUGUCAAGUUUAUCAUCUCUGCACAGUUCCAUUGGAGUCAUAUUCUUACACUAUACAAAUGCAUGGAGGCCAUUGGUCGUGCUAUGAUCUUUGCAUUUGUAAAUUUAUGGAUGACAUUUAGCACCUAAUGUGCACUUUUAAUUUAAAGUUGCUCAGAGAUGGCUAUCCAAUUCAUUCAUCUCUAUAUACGAUGUAACUAUAUUUGGAUUGUCACAGUGUUUUCACCGAAUAUGAUCCUGCAUUGCCUAUGUUUGUAUGCCAGAAGAACUGCGUUGUUGUACAAUGUUUUUGAUCUAAUACUGAACUGCAGAACUAUCAGUAUUCACAAAAAUAACAUAGGCCGUUAUUGUAUGUAAUAUGGUACUUGAUAUAAUUUUAAACAUGUGAAACCUGUGUAUUCCGUUUGUAUUAUCUGCAGUGCAUAUGCACUUCUGGCUUUGUUUUGUGGAGAAUAACAGGACAGUAUUCUAACUGAACAGACAAUUCUCUUCUUCCGCACACCCACUCUCAGUUAAUAAUGUCUGUGCCUUCAGGAAAGUGUUUCCAUGACUACUGAAUAUGAGUGAAACUUGUGCAUGUGUGUUGCUCAGCUGUUUGGUUAGGAAAUGGAGACAGUAAAAUCUCAGAAGCCACUGUGUGAAGAGGAGGAGACGAGAUGAAUUUUGGCAGGCAACAGGUGGAGAUGUUAGUGUGAGAUGGCACGAGCAUGAUUCAGGAGGGGAGAGAGAGAGUCAAUUGAGACUUCAGAAAUGAGACUUGCACUGGAUGGAGAGAAAUAUAAUAAAGGAUACAAAAGGAAACAUUAUUACAGAAACCUCUAGUCUUAAGUUCAUACAAAAAUGAACGUUCUUUCAUCAUUUUCUCACCCUCAUGUCUUUUAAAACCUGUAUGACUUUUUUGUUCUGCAGAGCACAAAAGAAGAAAUUUUGAAGAACGUUGGUAGCCAAAUAACAUUGGCCCACAUUGACUUCCAUUAUAUGGACACAAUACCACUUAGACAUUUCUCAAAAUAUCUUCUUUUGUGUUCCAGUCAUAGGCUAUACUCUAAAAACUCAACCCUCACUCAAUGCGGAGCAUGUAUAUUUAAAAUAAACACUUAAUGAUAGUUCACACCAAAAUACAAUUUUACAUUUACUCAUGUCAUUCCAAACCUAUUUGACUUUCUUCCGCAAAAGACACAAAAAUAUAUUUUGAAGAACAUUGUUAACUUGUACCUAUUAACUUGGUUUUGUGUCCAUACAAUACAACUGAAUGGGUGCCAGCUACCAACUUUCUUCAAAAUAUCUAAUUGUAUGUUCUGCAGAAGAAAGAAAAGAAGAAAAAGAAAGUCAUACAGUUUUGAAAAGACAAGAGGGUGAGAAAAUGAUGACAGAAUUUUCAUGUUUGGAUGAACAAUCACUUUAAAGUUCAACAUAAUAAAUGGAUGUUUGGACCGAAGCAUCUCUUCUGUUUUGCUAGUCAGCAGUAUGAGCUAACUCCUCUUAGCAAAACUAAUGACGGCGAUUUUUAAAAAACUUACUUUAAAGCUCUUGCAUUGACAAUUUUGGUGGCAAAACAGCACAGCAAGAUCUUAAUUUACCUAAUGGGUUCCAAAUGAGAGAUUUGUGCUUAGUUAGCAUGUCGGCUAACCCUUCUUGUUAAAUGAGCUGCAUAGACUACCUCACCACACUCUAUACAACAAGCAUGUGUGCACCUUCUCUGCCUAUUUAACUUGUUUGUGCUUUAAAACAGCUUUCUGGGUUAAUCUGACGGCUGUCAGUUUUGGGGGCUGUGUAAUCCUAGAAAAACAUGCAUUGCCUAUUUUUGACAUCUGAAUAUCCCGUGAGACUGUUUUGGUUUAUGACACAAGUGUGCACAGGGCAAAGUAGUUUCACUAUAGUAUACCAAUGGCAUUUUAUUUCCUACAUCAGCAAAAUUGUUGGAACACACUAUGCCAGAUCACAAGAAAGUCACUUUCCAAUUGUUGUCAGCUUUUUAAAGGGCUCAUAUGGCACGAAUACUCGUUUUUUGUGUCUUUGGUGUGUCAUAAGUUGCCCAUGCAUGUAUUAGACAUGUAUAAUUGCAACAAUUAAAGUGUCAGAACAAAAGGUGCAUCCUAUCUAAAGCGUAUGCUUACCAACCCUUCCUAAAGUGCCUCGUGUAACCACACCCCCACAAAUCUACAAGACCGCCCAAAUGUAAAUGCAAGUAAGGUGGGCAUACCUGUAAGUACAAUUGCUUUGGAAUCUAAUGUUCCAAAUAUGGUAAGAGGUGUUACAUUUCCGUCACACGCUUGCAGUAUUCGACCAAUCACUACACACUGGUUAACUGGCCAAUCAUAGCACACCUCGCUUUUCAGAGCGAUGACCUUUGUAAAAAUUCUGUGCGUUUCAAAGAGGAGAUACAAAUUUGCACUGUAUGUGGACAAUACAGCGUUUUGAACCUAAAACCAUGUACACACAUUGCAUUACAUCUAAAACACACGAUAAUAUUUGUUUUAGCCGUGUCAUAUGACCCCUUUGUUCGGAGCGCCUAUUUAGAGGAGUCUAUAUAUUUAGUAUGUUGCCAAACCUGUACCAAAAAAUGUACACAGCAGUCAUAAAAUGAUUCUGUAUGUUUAAACACAGAAAAAUGUACAGUGGGCACAAUCCAAAAAAGUAUCGAGAAAAAUAUUGAGAGCUAUAGGUCUCUCGAGACAAACAGAGGAUCUGAAGAAGACCUUGGUUUUGUAUUCAAAUUUUUGUAUUAUAGUAACCUAAAGGAUACUGUUAAUGUAUCCAAUACUACAUUCACUAAUUUUUAACAAUCUAUGCUCACUUGUCCCACACAUACAGUCAAUUAGAUAAAAACUUGCUCCACCUUUUAAAAGGAAGAAAAUCUAUAGGUUGCCUCAUGCUUCACCUCUUACAAUAACUCUUUAAAACAUUUUCCACACUCGAGCUAAUGUGUCCUUGCUUAGAUUAAUAUGCAAAUAACGUUCUUUAAGACUCUGCUAAGAUGCUUUAAAGAGGCUUUUGACUGCUUUGGAACAAUUUGUAGGGGAAAUGCCAGUAUGUUUUUUUCAUUCAACCAGGAGAAAUGAGGAACUCUGAAGAUGAAAGAAAAUCGUCCUUGGUUCCUGUAGUGCCCUUGAUCUCAUGCUACUGUUUGUCAUCGCCUGACCAUUACUCAACAAAAGGGGAGCCGCUCAAAGUAAAAAAAAAAUGCUUCUUACAUCCUGUUUGCCCAAAGAAAUGCCUAUGUUUUUAUAUAUUUUAAAUUGCAAGGAUGCAAAAGUAUCCACUGAGCACAUAGUGUGGUUUCACAAACAAUGUAGAACUGGUUUCAUCACGUAAAACUGUAAUUGAAUUAAAUUUAGGCUUGGACUCCUAGUUCCAGAAAUGACGAAUUGCAAUAGCACAGAAUGUGUAAAUAUGAAAGGUUAAAUAUUUAUCAACUGUUGCCAUAGCAACAAAAUCCUCCUGUAUGGCUUUGACCUAAGCGUUACUUUACUGUUAAAUAGUGGUUGCAG